This is a messenger RNA of Chaetomium globosum CBS 148.51, 699 nucleotides long. RefSeq lists its product as uncharacterized. Bases 1 to 699 code for a protein of 232 amino acids. Lineage: Eukaryota; Fungi; Ascomycota; Sordariomycetes; Sordariales; Chaetomiaceae. The transcript has a single exon. The record is from RefSeq and is a predicted model, not a curated record.
AUGUCACCUCCGCAAGAACUAUCAGGCUCCUCUAAACCUGAAGAACCUCUGCUUGCCACAAAAGAGGCAGCCGUCAAGACGCAACAAGCCCCGCCGCCCCUCCCGGACACCGUCACCCCGGAUGAGGAGGAUAUCGACCAGUUCCUGGACGAAUUUGAUUCUGGCGUCCAGAACGUCGUCAUUGCGGACGAGGCAAAAAACCGCGAACGGAAGCGGCUGGAGCAGGAGGUCAACGACAAGGAAGACGAACUCAACGCCAUCAAAAACGCCCCCAAGCCUGAUACCACCUAUGAGGUAUUCGACGACAAUGACGAGCCUGAAACCCUCGGGGACGAGGUCGUAGCAGAGGCCGAGCUUGCUUCAGCCAAAAUGGCCGACCUCGUCCAGGCCAAGAAGGAGCUGACGGAAGAGGUGGCAGCCGAGAAGGCUAAGAUCGCCGAGAUGGAGGAGACUGAAAAGAGUUUGAGGUCGGAGCUGAAGAAAACGAAGGAGGAUAAGGAAGACGCGGAGAAGAACCUGGCGGUGACGAAGAAGAAACUUUUGGAUCAGAUCGAGAAGUUUACUACUCUGCAACAUGAACGUAACGCGAUGGAGAAGGCGUUCAAGGAGUACGUACUGGGGUCGAAGCGGAAGAUUAGUGGACUCAUGGACAGACUCAAGACGACCAAGGACAUCCUGGCCAGGAUGAACCGCCCUUAG